Molecule: messenger RNA, 1627 nt
Organism: Rhinichthys klamathensis goyatoka
Lineage: Eukaryota; Metazoa; Chordata; Actinopteri; Cypriniformes; Leuciscidae
Gene: gorasp1a
Product: golgi reassembly stacking protein 1a
Exons: 9
Coding region: 117-1541 (474 amino acids)
Biological process (GO): Golgi organization
Cellular component (GO): Golgi apparatus
Molecular function (GO): protein binding
Source: RefSeq, a predicted model, not a curated record
UGCUCUCUCCUGCCUAGAUGGACAACAUGGCCACGAUGCGAUGAGUAAUCUCUGUCUGGGUCGUUUGUUCAGAGAGCUAAACAUAACAUUGCAAAACAUCGAAACCCUCUAGAGCAAUGGGUUUAACGCAGAGCAGUGGUGCACCUGAGGGGGGAACAGAAGGAUUUCACGUCCAUGGGAUUCAACAGGACUCACCGGCAGCGAAAGCUGGUUUGGAGCCCUUUUUUGAUUUCAUCAUAUCCAUUGGCAAUAAUCGUCUUAAUCAGGAGAAUGAUUUGCUCAAGGACCUCCUCAAGGCUAAUGUGGAGAAACCAGUAAAGAUGGAAGUGUAUAGUACAAAGACCAUGAGGAUCCGGGAAUUGGAGGUGGUUCCCAGCAACAUGUGGGGUGGUCAAGGACUUCUGGGAGCCAGUGUCCGCUUCUGUAGCUUUCAAGGAGCCAAUGAAAAUGUUUGGCAUGUUCUGGAUGUGGAACCAAAUUCACCAGCAGCACUGGCUGGACUCCAGGAGCAUUCAGACUUCAUUGUUGGAGCUGACCAGGUUCUGCAAGAUUCAGAGGAUUUCUUCUCCCUAAUUGAAGCCCAUGAGGGAAAACCAUUGAAGUUGCUGGUCUACAAUACAGAAACCAAUAAAUGCAGGGAGGUGGUUGUCACACCAAAUGGUGCCUGGGGGGGAGAAGGCAGUCUUGGCUGUGGCAUUGGAUAUGGCUACCUGCACCGAAUCCCAGCACAACCUGACAGCCCAAAAUCUGAAAAAAUCAGUCCAAAAGCUUCUCCUGUGGCAGGGACGCCAGAGCAAGAAUUUCCUACAAACGGAUUCACAGAGGUGUCCUUAAUGGGGUCUGGUCAGUCAAUGAGUGGCUUGGAUCUUGAAACCCCACUGCCACCUCCCAUUCAGAGAGUCAUGGAUCCUGGUUUCUCGGAUCAGUCAGAAGUGGUCAUGAUGAAUUCAGAAGUGUCAGACAUGGCAGAUCGACUGGACCUAUCCACUUCUUCCAUUGACAUGACAAAUACAUCCCUAGCUGUCCGAGAGGACAUUGACGUAUCGGGUGUUGAGGAGCUUCAAGACCGAGAGUUUCCUUGUCGUGACCCUGAAGAGAAAAUUACAGAGGAGUAUCUUGCUGCGGAUUUCAGUUCCUCUAUUACACCACCUUCAGAUGUUUCUCCUCCCCUUUCUGUCUCACACCCUCUUCUCCCAAAUCAACCUCUCGAUCAUAGCAUGCCAACAGACAUGGCAUCUUUGAUGAAUUCUUCAAUCCCAUCUCUCGAAUCUUCCGUGCCUCCUAUAGACAUCUCUUCCCUGCUCAUUGAUCCCGCCGCCCUUCAUCUCGAGUCAUCUGCCUUGCCUGCAGAAUAUCCCAUGCAAACCAACGAGUCCUCACUUUCCCCCUCAGAAACUGAUGAUGUCAAUCAGGGUUUUUCUGAUGAGCCAAGUUUUCUGAAGAGCAGCUGGUCUGAGGGCAAAGCAGAGGCCAUUUCUUCUGACCUGAUGUCUUUUGAUUCUCAUAGUGCAGAUGUCAAAGGUGAAGCUGCUCUUCAGUAGUGUCACUAUCAAGUACCUUGUAUCUUGUUUACGCAGUUGCUCAACAAUCAUUGGGUGCGUGUUUUUCAAUGGCUUCAAUGGUCCUG